This is a messenger RNA of Vitis riparia (riverbank grape), 3880 nucleotides long. RefSeq lists its product as uncharacterized. NCBI's taxonomy places the organism in Eukaryota, Viridiplantae, Streptophyta, Magnoliopsida, Vitales, Vitaceae. Bases 446 to 3508 code for a protein of 1020 amino acids. The record is from RefSeq and is a predicted model, not a curated record. The transcript has 3 exons.
AAUUAAAAAAAAAACUGUGUCAAGAACAAACGUUGGCUCUCUCUUUCUUCUGGUUCGAAAAGGCCACGCAGGGGGAGAAAAAAGUGAAAGCGAGGGUUUUUGAGGAAGAGAAGAGAGGAAGAGAAACUCGGAGAAGGGAGAGAAAUUAGCUGAAAGUGAGGGAAAAUUAGCGAGGGUUUGUGCGUGCUGUGAUGUUGUGGGGUAUUAAUCACGAGUCUUCUGGCUAGGGUUUCUGUGUAUUGAAUAAAGGAAAGGCCGAGGUUCUUUUCAUUUGGCAUUGAGGAUUGGAAAAAUCUGGUCUUUUGCUAAUAUAACUUGAUUAACAGUGCAGUGAAGUAUCUGGGUAUCUCAUAAAUCUGCUGCAGCUAAGAUGGAUAAAAAAGUAUUUACUUGUCACAAGGACUUCUUUCAAACCUGGAAGAACUUGACUAAUAUCUGAAGCACUAUGACGCUCGAGGACUUCUUUACCCUUACUGAAAUGAAAGAUGGGCUCACAGCCCCUGCUCGAGUUGAGGAGUUGGUUACUGUGAUGCAGAAGGAGAAAGAUUGUGUUGUAAAGAAUGUUGGUGAUGCUACCAGACAGUGGUCUACUGUUGCGAGCACCAUAGCAGCCACAGAGAACCAAGAUUGUCUUGAUCUUUUUAUUCAGUUAGAUGGACUCUGGUUUAUAAAUAGGUGGCUCAAGGAUGCUCAGAAGUUUGGUAAUGACCCAAGUGACAGCUUUGUGGAAGAGUCAAUCACUGCUCUAUUAAGGGCACUUGAAAAGCUUCACAUAGACAAUGAGAAGUUAAUUUCUUCUGGAAUCGGCAUUACUGUGAAGAAUCUUCUCGGCCAUGAUAGCUCUAGGAUUCAGGAUAGGGCAAGAGCCUUGUUUGAUAGCUGGAAACAGAGUAAGGACUGUGAUGCAGUUCACCAGGAUGUUGAGAAAGUUGGGGCAUUUUGUGAUGAUGGGAUCAUAGUCAGUGCAAAGCCCACUGGGGAAAGUGGACUGCCAGAAUGUUCUGCCAUGGAUACUUCUCUUUCCAAAGAAAGUGCUAAUGUAGAAACUCAUGUAGCAGACACUGCUAGGGAUGAAAUUUUGCAGUCAAGCUCAGAUGGCGUUGGACCAGAUCGGAGUGAGACCGUACAGAUUCAAACAUCUAACAAUCAGGUUAACACUGACAUAACUUUAGACCAUCCGAACAUGGAGGUUGAAUCUGCAGAUCCUCCUCCCCACUCUGUCAUGCUAAACCCUGUUCAAGAAAAUAACCUCUCUAUGAAGGAAGAAUCCCCAUUAUGCCCUUCAGAAGGAACCACCACUAUCAAGACUAGUUCAUCAAUUCCAGCAGAAGGAAAUUUUGAAGGGAACUCAGGUGUCCCCAAAGUGAAUGAGUUCACUGAUGAUGAGAAGCAGAUGCACGAAAUGAAUAGUUCCCCAGACCAUUUGGGGAAGGAAUUUUCUCCAACCUCUACUACACUGGAGCCCAGAGCAGUUUCUUCAAGUGGGGCCACUGCAACUGCUGGGAAGCCUGUGGUGGAACCUGCUUCACAAAAUGUUGCUGAUGCAAAAGCGGGUGACUUCUCUGAAAAAUCUAAAACGCUUGGGUCUGAACCUGAGAGUGGGAAGGAUGAUAUUGGUGUUCUAAGUCAUUGCAAAAGUACACUUGUCUUCAAGACUACAGGUGAAGGUGGUGAAAAUUGUUCUAAUGUUUUGCAGGAUGGUAAUGACGGUACAUUGGGGAAAUCUGAGGAUCCAGAGACUUCUUUUUCCAGGAUGGAGGACAUUGGAGGGAUCAAUGAAGAUCAGGGGCAUGCUAGUGAUGGGUGUGACGAUGUGGCAAAUGCUUCUGAUUUCUCAAGAUUAGCAAUGGAGGGUAAAGGGUCUGACAUGAUUGACAAGAAGUCUGAUAUUGAACUUGAGUAUGGCAUGGUCGAUCCUCUAGAACUUGCUCGAAGAGUUGCAAAGGAAGUGGAGAGACAAGUGGGGGAUUUCAGAGAACCAUUCUGCAGCUCAUCUUCAGAGAAAAUCUCAGAAGGUGGAAUCAGGGUGCCAGAUAGUCCAGAUUCCAUAAAUGGAAAGCAACACCAACCCAUGGAUGGCCCACCAACCGAGGUGCCAGCUGGACAAAUUACCCCUGUCGACGCAUUGUUGAAGGAGGAGGAGCAUUUAAACUCACAAAACCUAGAUGUGGAACCAGAAAAUUGCAUACCUGAUGUUGAAUCCUCUCUGGUGACAGAAACGGCGCAAGGACCAGAAGUUAACACAGAGAAAGGUGCAUGUGAUUUUGAUUUGAAUCAUUUCGAUCUGAAUCAAGAAAUCGUCCCUGAGGAUAUGGAUCGUCCUGUGAAUCCCAUUUCUACCCCCGUUGCUGUUGUGUCCGCUUCAAGGGCGACGGCGGCUCCUGGUUUGCCUGUAGCCCCUCUGCAGUUUGAGGGGACUCGUGGAUGGAAAGGAUCUGCUGCAACAAGUGCUUUUCGGCCAGCAUCCCCUCGCAGAAUACCUGAUGCUGGUAAAACACUCUUAACUGGGGAAACCUCCAACAGUUCUAAGCAGAAGCAGCAGUUUGAUUUUGAUCUGAAUGUGGUUGAGGGUGGAGACGAUGAUCUGAUGUUUCCAGCAUCAUCUGGUUUCCCAUCAGGAGAAUCUUCAGUGGAAGUAAGUCCUAAGAGAUCAGAUAGGCUCAAGUUGGACUUAAACCGUGUCAGCAAUGAGGGUGAUGCUCCACUGUCAGACUGGAAGAUGGAAGGACCGACUGUUCACUACCGGAAUGGCCACCGCAGCCCAUCUCCUGCCUUUUCAUCCUCAUCAUCAAUGCAGUCUUCCAUGAGGAACAUUGAUUUGAAUGACAGACCAUCUUUGCAAAACAAUUCUUCAGAUCUUCAGCCCAAUCCUGGAGGACUCAAACAAGAUGAACCUGUCAUUUCUCUUUUGGGAACUAGAGUGGGGGUCAAUAGAAAAACUGUUAUGCCUCAAACACCAUCCUACCAGCCCAACGGAAAGGCUCCAGAGACUGCAGUGGAUGCUAACUUGGGAAGAACAGGUGGUAUUUUGGGGAUGGGACCGCCGGGGUCUUAUCCACAUUCUCAUGUUCUAGGAUACAAUGGUCUUACAACAGGGGCGCCGAUGUCAUUCUCCUCGCCCAUGUAUGUACCUGGUGGCUCGAUACCAUAUAUGGUGGAUUCUAGAGGAGCUCCUGUGGUACCGCAAAUUAUGGGCUCUGCAUCAACGGUAGCCCCUUCAUACUCUCAGUCACCCUUCCUCAUGACCAUGAGCGGUGUGCCGUCAGGUAUAAAUGGGGCUGGGUUCUCCCGGCCUAAUUUUGAUCUGAAUUCGGGCUUCAUAGUUGAUGGAGGGAACAGAGACACAGGGGUUUCAAGGCAGCUUUUCAUUCCUGGUCAGAGCGAGCAAUUGAGGGGCAAUUUGCAACCUUCCUCGAGUUCAGGGCUUGGUGGGAAAAGGAAGGAACCUGACGGUGGGUGGGAAUCCUACCCGUUUAACUACAAACUUCAUCAACCACCAUGGAAAUAGGAAAGUUUUCAUUUAUCAGAGGCAGGCUUUCCUCUCGGAUCAGUUUAGGAAAUGCACAGAAGAAACACAUUGAUGCUUACAUAGCUAAAGAUGAUCCAGAAGAGUAGGUAAGCCAGUUGCGUUUUUUUAGUGGGAAAAGGGAUUAGUAGAACCGAAUAAAACUGGGGGAAGGAAUUUAUGGAUGUAAUCUAAUUCAUGAGAUCUAUUGUGGAAGAAGAAAAAAGAAUUAGGUUUAUUGUUUUCAUUUUGGUUUAUUUAUUUUCGUUUUCUAUGUUUCAUAGGCGCCAUUGCAACCACAGAAAGCUUGGUACAUGUAGUUGUAAUUUCUCUCCCAUAUAUAUCAAAGAAAUUUUAAGGAAUGGCCUUCCUUCA